AUGUCGCCGGCGGUGUUCGAUUGGCGGCCCGCUGCAAGAGACCUAUCAUCUUCCACAGUUGAGAAACCCAAGACCAAGCACCGCACAUCGCAGGGACAGACGCCCAUCAUGCGCAUCACACUAAGCAUAACGAACCCCGAGGUUGAGGACCAAGACCUUCUCACUCUGGAGAUCUUCCCCGACAUGCCCGUUUCCACCCUCCGCGAAGCCAUCCAAGCCGAGACUCAGAUACCGCCUACGUCUCAGCACCUCUACCACAACGGCCGUCUGAUUCAAGAUGACACUAAGACUAUGGAACAGCUACAAAUUGCUGACGGCGAGAUGUUGGCACUGCACGUGAGGGAUAUGCGAGGAAGCACUGGUGUGCCGGAUCAGGGCAGGAGAGGACAACAGCGUCGACGGCCUGGCGGCCAAGAUCCCGAGCUCAUCCGCUUGCAGAUCUUGGGUGACCCGAAUCUACGUGCAGAGGCUACCCGUCAACAGCCUCAACUUGCCGCUGCUCUCGAAGACCCCCAACGUUUUGCCCAGUUGUUCAACGAGAGCUACGACCGAGAACAGCGCGAGCGCGAGGAGAGACAGAGGGAGAUUGCACGCCUCAACGAGGACCCCUUCGAUAUUGAGGCCCAAGCUAAAAUUGAAGAGAUGAUUCGUCAAGAGAGAGUAAUGGAAAACCUGCAAAAUGCUAUGGAGCAUAACCCUGAAGUUUUCGGAAGAGUCCACAUGUUGUACGUGGAUGUCGAGGUUAAUGGUCAUAGAGUGAAGGCGUUAGUAGACUCUGGGGCGCAGGCCACAAUCAUGUCCCCGGCGUGCGCUGAAGCCUGUGGUAUCAUGCGACUCGUCGACAAGCGAUUUGCCGGAGUGGCCCGUGGCGUCGGUACGGCAAACAUCAUCGGACGUGUGCACUCUGCACAGAUCAAGGUUGGCACCAUGUUUUUGCCUUGCAGCUUCACGGUCAUGGAGGGAAAGCAGGUGGAACUUCUUCUCGGACUCGAUAUGCUCAAGCGUUACCAAGCCAGCAUUGAUCUCGCCAAGGACAAGUUGAUUAUCCAGGGCGAGGAGGUGCCUUUCUUGGGCGAAGCCGAAAUUCCGAAGGAAAGUGAAGAAGCCCUGGAAGAGGAGCCAAGGCUGCCCGGGCCUGCUGGGACGACCAUCGGUCAACGAUCUGGCGUUGUCAGUGGCCCAUCAGGUGCGGCAGCUGCACCUCAGGCUCCUACUCAGCAGGGCGGCGCAGCUCCACCGCAGUCUGCUGCCCCGAGUUUCCCCGAGGAGCAUGUUUCCCAGUUGAUGGCUUUGGGUUUUCCACGAGAGGCGGCCAUCAAUGCGCUGCAGGCCACGGGCGGUAACGUUGAGUUUGCCGCUGGUCUACUGUUUGGGGCAUAA
Messenger RNA from Colletotrichum truncatum, 1380 nucleotides. Its product is annotated as aspartyl protease. Lineage: Eukaryota; Fungi; Ascomycota; Sordariomycetes; Glomerellales; Glomerellaceae. The record is from RefSeq and is a predicted model, not a curated record. Gene Ontology annotation, molecular function: protein binding; aspartic-type endopeptidase activity. Gene Ontology annotation, biological process: proteolysis.